Girardinichthys multiradiatus is the source of this 3372-nucleotide messenger RNA. RefSeq names its product thrombomodulin-like. Lineage: Eukaryota; Metazoa; Chordata; Actinopteri; Cyprinodontiformes; Goodeidae. The transcript has a single exon. Gene Ontology annotation, molecular function: calcium ion binding; transmembrane signaling receptor activity. The annotation marks the transcript as partial. The record is from RefSeq and is a predicted model, not a curated record. Gene Ontology annotation, cellular component: membrane.
CCACGGAUCCACACUCUGUCCAGAAAUGAACUUCCUUCCUUGCCUGGUCCUUUACAGAACAAACACUCCGAGGCAUGUAUAAAUGGGAGCAAUGGUGAACCGCCGGACGCAGUUUCAGCUUCAGAUCGUCGAUCAGAUUCGUCAAUACAACCAGAGGUCUAAAUUAUAAACCCUCCUCACUUCUCCAGCAUGAAUCUGGCAACUCUGGCGCUAUUCUUCUGCGGACUUUUCCUGCAGGAAGCUACCGCCUCUCAGAGCGCUCGGUGCUCCGGGGGUCUCUGCUGUUUCCAGCGGUCUGUAGACUUUAAAGCUGCGGAGAAAGCCUGCAAAGAGUCGAACGGAGAGUUGAUCCAGUCCAGCUCUGCUGACCUGAUGGCGGCGUUAAAGCGUCUGAUGAACGAAUUCAGAGGGAGAUUCUGGCUGCACAGUGGCCCAAACUGCACCGCCGUCUCUGUGGGGAGGGGGCUCAGAGUCGAUUUGCUCUCAGAGCCGUGUCGAAACACCAUGGACGGCUUCUUGUGCCUGUAUAACUCCUCUUCUGUUUGCAGCGCCGUUAAGAGCAGCGGAGGCACCUUAGUGACGUACAGCACACCUGCGGGCUUUGACGUACUGGAAUCGGACACGUUUCCCCCGGGGACGCUGGCCUUGGUGUGGCGCCCCGGCGCACAAUACCCGGACUCAAAGCAAAUGUGUUCCUCCGACUGGUGGCAGGCUCCGUGGAACUGUGAGGUUCUGCAGGGCGGCUGUGACCACGGCUGCACUAAAACAGGGAACACCUGUGCGUGUCCAACCGGGCAUUUGGUCCAUCACAACAAUUUCUCCUGCAUGGAGCCCACGGCCACCAGCUCCCCGUCGGAGAUCCAGUGGUGCAGCAGCGGCUACAAACUGGGGAAGGAUGGCAAAAGCUGCAAGGACGUGAAUGAGUGCGCGGACGAGUUGGACCAUUGCACGGCUGAGGGUGAGAAGUGCAUAAACCUGGAUGGAGGAUACAUGUGCAUGUGCGCGGAUGACUUUGAGGAGGAGGAUGGCGCCUGCGUGAACGUGUCGAUCUGCAACUCAUGUGAGCACAUGAACUGUCAGAAGAUCAGCGGGGUGUACCAAUGCGUUUGCAGGGAGGGCUUCAGGGUGUCCCCCAAAGAUCCCACCAUGUGCGAGCAUUACUGCAACCAGAGAGAGUGCCCUGCGAUCUGUAACCACAAUCCGGAGCUGGAGGAAAAGGACAUGCAGCAGUGCUACUGUCCCGAGGGCUACAUCCUGGACAUCAGAGAGAGGAAGGCCUCCUGCUACGACAUUAAUGAAUGCGAAGCCCAAGAGUUCUGCGAUCACAAGUGCGAGAACCUGUUCGGUGGGUUCAGGUGUGUCUGCAGGGAAGGCUACAAGCUGCAGGGGAAAGAAAAGUGUGUCCGUCAGCAGGAGACGGAGGAGGAGGAGGAGGAGGAGGACGCAUCAGGGUCACCGCCACUCGUUCCAGCCGGCACACCGAUCAGCCUCCAGCCGGCCGCCCUGCCAUCUUACGUCAAGACCGGCAGCGUCCUGGGCAUCACUGUGUUCCUGGUGCUGUGCGCGGCGCUGCUGGUGUGCGUGGUCAAAAUCUCGAUGAAACGCUGCCGCAGUAUGAAACUGUAUUCCUUAAAACACCCGGACAUAGAUAUCUUCUACCUGCAGCAAAUCACAACAGAGACUUACAAAAGGUUAUCGUCCGAUAAGCAACUUAAAAACGAAUCGCAAACAGUGUGAGGGCACACCUGCAGAGAUAGAGCAGAGAUGCACCGAUCAGGCUUUUUCUGGCCGAUACCAAUUUAACGUUUUCUUUGUUUAAAAGACUGAUUUUGAUUUUUUACCAUUCCUCAUUUUGCUCUGAAAAGCAAACCAAAUUCUACCACAGGUUCUAUGAUAAAGACAGUUUUGUAUUUAACAGAAAAGGAAGAAAUUACAGAAGUAUACUCAUUAGCAUAAAAUCUGAUUUUUAUGAAACCCUAAAAAAAAGUAUCAGAGAACCUAUUGUUUGUUGGUGUAUUUAUAGACCAGAAAUGAUGAGUUUGUAGCUAUAAUAAGGAUUACAGGCCAUUUCAUUUCAUUCAUUCUUUUGGUCUGAUGCACUGAUGUCUAUCGUCUGAGACAGAAAAUACUCCAAAGCUACAUUAUAUAUCGCACUGUAAAGCCAUACUGUACAUGAGUGAAGUGAGAAAUGAAGAACAGCUUUAAGGUCUUUGUAUUUUUUUUAACAAUAGAAUUUAAGUUAUUUCUGUGCUCCAUCCGAAAAUAAAUAUCUUCACUUCACUCAGUUUUUAACUAGAAGAUGCCCUAACCAGUUAAAGUAAUGGUACUAUUGGCAUAAAGUCCAGUUUCCAACAUUUCUCAACCAUGCAACACUCCAUGCAUACAGCAUUUGUAAACUUUAACUUGUUUUAGUUCUCUAAAAAGUCACAUUCAGUGUGAAGCUAAAGCAAGGAUGAACACUGGAUGUAACAGAAAACAAACAGUAUUAGCUACUGUUGCUGAACACUUUUUAUGUUUGCUCUGGAUUUAUGGACCCGACACAAUCACUGCAGAUCUCUUUAUCAAUGGAAGAGGACCACAUGAAGCGGUGCAGCAUGUAAACACGCUGGACUGAUGAGUUAAAUAUAAAGUAGUAAAUAUAUUAACAGUGAAAUGAAAGCUGAACGUCAGGUUUUUCACAGCCUGAUUUGUGCAGAAAUAUUCACUGUGUGUGACAAACGAACUGGGAAAUGAGUGUCACUGACAAGGAAAUGCAACAAGCAUCUCUUAGAGUUCUUUUGAAUGUUCAGAGUUCGCAGCGUCUAUACACCGCAACUAAUAACUUUACCGUUUAACAGUUUGAACCUCACCGGUCAGCUUCAUAUGAAUGUAAACCCUGUGCUGCUGCUGCUGCAUAUAUUACAGCUGCAAACAUCUGGUCGAACAGCCGUACGGCAAGUCUUGUUGCAAUAAAUCCCGGUUUUUACUGCUUCCGUUUUCUAGCUAAUGAUGCCAAAGCAGAAAAGGUGAUAUAUCAGGAAGCAGAAUCAGAAAGAAAUGUAGCUGGACAACAGCAAAAAGUAAGCCAGUUCCUCAGUAAUUCAUGAAAAAUGUUAUACUGUGUUAAGUCUUUCAAUUAAUUCCUCCUUUUUAGAAUAAAAGUCCUUUUAUGUUCUCAAACCAAGAAGCCUUACUUUUUUCUAAUCAUUUAAAAGUUGUCUUUAUCAGUUUCCCAGAUUUUCUGAAGGUCUUUCAGAGGCUUUAAAGCUUAUUUUCUUACUUAUAAUAAGCAGAUUUGUUAAACUUAAACAUUUUCAGCGCAAAGUAUUUUUUUCACAAAAUAUUGCAUACAAACCAUUGGAGAAAGUGAAUAAAGAUGAAAAGUUGUCUAUA